GACAUGAUAACAAAUCUUAUUAGGAGCAAUUGCUAAACUAUAUAUGCAUUACAUUUAAUUUUCCAUUGCAAAAUUGAAAGCUGAAAACCAAGUAGUCAACUUGAGUUGGUCCACACACAGUUGCAGCCAUCCUCAUCAAGAUGCAAUGUGAACCAGCCUUCUUGUCAGCAACUCAUAAAGGUGAAUUAAUUAACGCUCCCCAUUUGAAAAAUGCACCUCCUUCUUCCUUUCUUCAAUAUCUAUGCAGAAAUUGAUACUAUCUAUCAUUCAGAAUCAUAACCUCACAAAGUCUUGAAACAAAGACUAAUAGAGUUUCCUGAUAAGUCACCAUUGACCAGCAACAUUUUCCCAUAAUCUGCACAACCCAAGAUCAAAGUUACUAGUAAACUCUUUAUGAUAAAAUCUCACAUGGGUGCCUCCUUUUUAGCUUAGUUUUGGAGAAUUUUCACUCCAAGAACAGGAAAUGAAGUCCUUUCAUCUUCUCCUUCCUCUGUUUCUAUUGCUUGUGCUUCUUAGUCCGCAGCUGGUUGUUGGAAAUGCAGAGCUCAGAGCUCUGAUGGACUUGAAAUCCUCUCUGGACCCAGAAGACAAGCUCCUUGGCUCGUGGACAAGUGAUGGUGAUCCAUGCAGUGGUUCCUUCUUGGGGGUUUCGUGCAACGAGCACCGCAAAGUGGGGAAUAUAUCAUUGCCAGGGAGGGGUCUUUCUGGCAAGCUCUCUCCAGCGGUGGCUGAACUCAAAUGCUUAUCUGGUUUGUAUCUGCAUUACAACCAUCUUUCUGGUGAGAUACCAGCAGAGAUUUCAAAUCUCAAUGAAUUGGUUGAUCUUUAUCUCAACUUCAAUAAUCUAUCCGGAACCAUUCCUUCACAUAUGGGGAACAUGUCUAGCCUCCAAGUGCUGCAGUUAGGCUAUAACCAGCUGGAGGGGAACAUACCUGAGCAGAUGGGUUCAUUGAAGCAGCUUACAGCUCUUGCUUUGCAACAUAACAAAUUAACUGGUCAAAUUCCUCUAAGCUUGGGGAACUUGGAGAUGCUAAGGAGGCUAAAUUUGAGCUUUAACAAUUUCAAUGGUAUGAUCCCGGCGACACUCGGUGAUAUUGCAUACUUGGAAGUUCUAGAUGUUCAAAACAAUUCUCUUUCAGGGAUUGUUCCUUCUGCAUUGAAGAAAUUGCAGGAAGGGUUCCAAGGUGCAAACAACCCAGGUCUCUGUGGAGUUGGAUUUUCUUCUUUGAGAGUAUGCAACACAGAUAAUAAAUUUGAUGCCAGCCAAUUUGAUGCCUCAGAUGUAUACAUAAACACAAAUCCUCCAAAAAAUAUCCCAGAGCCUGCAAAUACCAAGUUGCAUUCUAACCAGACACACUGCUCAAGAUCAAGAAAGGUUACUUAUACUGUCAUUGCAGCAAGUGUUAGUACUAUCACUAUCACAUUCAUGGCUAUUGGGUUUUUCAUAUUUCUCAGAUAUCGCCGCCAAAGACAGAGAAUCAGGAAUUCAUCCGAUCCUUCUGAGGGCCAAUUUAGUCCUCACCAGCCUAAAGAAUCUUACAGUAGAAGUCCAUCUCCACUUGUUAAUCUUGAUUAUUAUUAUAAUGGAUGGGAUUCAUUGGCUGAUGGUGAACAUUUAAAAAGUUUUAGAUUCAAUGUUGAUGAGGUGGAAUCAGCAACACAGCACCUUUCUGAGGCCAAUUUAUUGAGCAAGAGCAAAUUCUCAGCAGUCUAUAAAGGAGUUCUCAGGGACGGUUCUCAUGUGGCUAUUAGAAGUAUUAGUGAGACAUGCUGCAAAACUGAGGAAGCUGAAUUUGUGAAGGGGUUGUGCCUAUUAACCUCACUGAGACAUGAAAACAUUGUUAAGAUGAGAGGCUUCUGUUGCUCAAAAAGUAGAGGUGAGUGCUUUCUUAUCUAUGAGUUUGCCACCAGGGGAAAUCUGUCUCAAUAUCUUGACAUGGAAGAUGGAAGCAACCAUGUUCUUGAGUGGUCCAACAGGGUUUCUAUCAUCAGGGGCAUUGCAAAUGGAAUUGAAUAUCUGCACAGCAAUGAAGCAAGUAAAGCUACAAUAGUACACCAAAACAUUUCAGUUGAAAAAGUUAUGCUUGACCAUCAGUUUAAACCAUUGAUCAUGGAUGCUGGCCUCCCCAAGCUUCUUGCAGAUGAUGUUGUGUUCUCAGCUCUGAAAGUAAGUGCUGCCAUGGGAUAUCUAGCUCCUGAAUACAUCACUACUGGACGCUUUACUGAGAAGAGUGACAUAUACGCAUUUGGGGUCAUUGUUCUUCAAGUUCUAUCUGGGAAGACAACAAUAGGUGGUUCAAUCCGGAACGCGGUUGAAUCUUUAAGAUUUGAAGAAUUUGUGGACAAAAAUCUAAAGGGAAUAUAUUCUAAAUCUGAAGUAGAAAUUCUUUCAAAGCUUGCAACAGCGUGCACCCAUGAGCUUCCUGAUCAAAGGCCAGCCAUGAGGGAGGUGAUUCAGGAGCUGAGCAUGUUAGCAACUCAUUCUUCAUGAUCUACCCCUUUCUAUGUGUACUAUGAGACAUUGAAACAUUUUCUAACAGCUCUGCUUCAUCAUGGCUAUGGUUUCAAUUUGCAUAGUCAUAAACUCAUUACUAAUCACUUGCCAAAUAAUUGUAAAUUUAAAUGAAAUCCUGUCUUGUUUAUUCAGCAUGGCUGAAAGUGUGGAAGGAUGUUCUUUUUCUGUAAUCGGGAGGAAGUGCCUCUAAAGGUAACUUAGAUAUUGAAUAAAUUACUAACAAUCUUAGCUAUA
This is a messenger RNA of Lotus japonicus, 2749 nucleotides long. Its product is annotated as protein NSP-INTERACTING KINASE 2-like. Gene Ontology annotation, molecular function: protein kinase activity; ATP binding; protein binding. Gene Ontology annotation, biological process: protein phosphorylation. The record is from RefSeq and is a predicted model, not a curated record. NCBI's taxonomy places the organism in Eukaryota, Viridiplantae, Streptophyta, Magnoliopsida, Fabales, Fabaceae. Bases 464 to 2491 code for a protein of 675 amino acids. The transcript is spliced from 4 exons.